AUGGACGCACUAGCCAUUCGUUCAAGUAUCUUCCAAGUACUGGCGGGUCCACAACUAGCCGCAAUGCUUUACACAUCUUUGGAGUUAAAGCUUCCUGAGCUUCUGACAUCGCCAAAAUCGAUAGAGUAUUUGUCAGUAAAGACGCAAACGGUUCUAGAAAAACUUGAACGGACUCUUCACGCACUUGAAGCGUUUGGAUUCUUUUCUUAUGAUUCAGAAAGCGGCCAAUGGUCAAACUCCCAGCUCUCGGCUGCCCUUUUAGAUGAGUCUUUGAGCUCAAUUGCCAAGUAUUGUAUUAUGCCUUACAAGUGCGAAGUCCUAUGCAAUUUUUCAGAAUCGUUAACACAGGAGAAGUCAGCCCAUGAACUUUUGUUUGGAUGCAGAUAUGUAGAAGGGCUAAAACGAAGGCAAAAGCCUUUUGAAAUUUACCAGAAAGCAAUGGCUGGGUGGACGAACUUCGAUGGAAAAGAUAGGAUUGACGUGGAGCUAAAUGAUUUCUGGAGGGUGCUGGAUGUAGGAGGAGGCGACGGAACACUGCUGAUCGAUCUGGCACACGCUUAUCCCACAAUUUCAGGGACCAUUUUUGACAUACCAGAGAGUCAGGCAUUAAUUGAUGAGAAUAUCGAAAAAAACGGCUUACAAGGGAGAUUGGAUUCGGCAGCUGGGAGCUUUUUUGAGACCAUUCCUAAAGGAUAUGACUGUAUUUUGAUCAAAAAUACACUAAUUGACUGGAAUGACAGAGACUGCCGAAAAAUUCUCGACAACUGCAGAAAAGUCCUGGAUGCAGGAGCCCAGCUCAGGUGAAUUGACUGUGUCAUGGAUAGGCACGACCAACAUGAUCUAUGGGGAGUAAUCCUUGAUAUGAACAUGAUGGCUUCUGGUAACGGAAGAGUCCGCACAAAAGAACAAAUCGAAAAGUUAUUAUACGAAACCGGGUUCCGAUUCGAUAGUAUUUCACCUUCUACUAAAAAACGAAAAGGCAAUACGUCUUCAUCGCUUGCACCAUCUGCUAAACAUUGCAUCAUUAAUGCCACCGCUAUUUAA
Molecule: messenger RNA, 1044 nt
Organism: Blepharisma stoltei
Lineage: Eukaryota; Ciliophora; Heterotrichea; Heterotrichida; Blepharismidae
Source: the annotation of a GenBank genome assembly